CCAUCUUUUUAGAAGGUGUGCGGAAAAAAAAAUGUACAUGUGUUAUGCUAUCAUUGCAUGAGGCCAAGUGAUUGCAUUUGUCUGUCUCCCAAUCACUCUCUACGGAUAGUUAGCAGGCGCAAUCCAGUGUUGUGUCUGAGUGUCAGCUCUCUGCUCUCUCAAGAGUCAAGACCCUCUUGAAUUUGAGAUAUUUUCCAGGAAAUGACGAUUAUGUCCUUCAUCAACAGAGCUUCAAGAGCUCUCCAUGGCUAUCCUGCUUCCUCUAAGCUUCUUGUUCUCUUCACUCUCAGUAGUGGAGGUCUAGUGGCAUAUGCUGAUUCGCAAUCAGAAACAGCUGCGCCUGCUGCUGAGCUUAAUCAGAAUGAGUGUAAGAAGAAGAGAGUGGUGGUUCUGGGGACAGGGUGGGCUGGUAUUAGUUUCCUUAAAGAUCUGGAUGUCUCUUCAUAUGACGUUCAGGUUGUUUCACCUCGCAAUUAUUUUGCAUUCACCCCUCUGUUGCCUAGUGUGACCUGUGGUACAGUUGAAGCUCGGAGCAUUGUAGAGCCAGUCAGGAAUAUUAUAAAGAAGAGAAAUGGGGAAAUUCAAUUUUAUGAGGCAGAAUGUGUCAAGAUUGAUGCUGCAAAAAACAAGGUUUUCUGUAAGUCUUAUUUUGAGAACAACGUGAUUGGUGCUGAAGAUUUUUCCCUGGAAUAUGACUACUUGGUGUUAGCGAUAGGAGCCCAAGUAAACACUUUUAACACCCCUGGUGUCAUGGAGAACUGCCAUUUUCUGAAGGAAUUGGAGGACGCACAGAAGCUCCGCAGAAGUGUGAUUGAUUGCUUUGAAAAGGCUUCCAUCCCUGGCCUGACUGAAGAAGAGCGAAGAACUAACCUUCAUUUUGUAGUUGUUGGAGGGGGUCCCACUGGAGUGGAGUUUGCUGCCGAGCUGCAUGACUUUAUCCAGGAAGAUUUAGUCAAUGUCUAUCCUAUGGUUAAAGAUCUAGUGAAAAUAACCUUGAUCCAGUCUGGAGAUCAUAUUCUAAACAUGUUUGAUGAGAGAAUUAGUACAUUUGCAGAGAAGAAGUUUCAAAGAGAUUGUAUUGAAGUUCAGACAGGAUGUAGAGUUCUCAGUGUUUCUGAUAAAGAAAUUACCAUGAAGGUCAAAUCCAAGGGAGAGGUUACAUCUAUACCACAUGGAUUGGUAGUAUGGUCUACUGGUAUCAGCACUCGCCCAGUUGUGAAGGACUUCAUGGAGCAAAUUGGGCAGGCUAACAGACGUGUUCUUGCAACUAAUGAAUGGCUGCGAGUAAAGGAAUGUGAAAAUGUAUAUGCACUUGGUGAUUGCGCCACUAUAGAUCAGCGUAAGAUCAUGGAGGAUAUUGUAUCCAUAUUUAAAGCUGCAGACAAAGACAAUUCUGGUACCUUGACUGUUCAAGAAUUCCAAGAUGUGGUAGAUGAUAUCCUUGUAAGGUAUCCCCAACUGGAACUCUAUUUGAAGAACAAGCAUCUGAGAGAUGUGAAAGAUUUGAUGAAAGAUCCCGAGGGAAAAGACGUAAAAGAAGUUGAUAUUGAAGGUUUUAAACAAGCCCUUUCUCAAGUGGAUUCACAGGCCAAAAGUCUGCCUGCAACUGCACAGGUUGCUGCUCAACAAGGUGCUUAUCUUUCUAGGUGUUUCAAUCGUAGAGAACACUGCAAAGAUAAUCCUGAAGGUCCUCGGCGUUUUGUAGGUUCUGGGCGUCAUGCAUUUGUUCCAUUUCGGUACAAGCAUCUUGGGCAGUUUGCCCCUUUGGGAGGAGAGCAGGCAGCCGCUGAACUGCCUGGAGACUGGGUUUCCAUUGGUCACAGCACACAGUGGCUCUGGUAUUCUGUAUAUGCCAGCAAACAAGUGAGCUGGCGAACUAGGGUGCUGUUGGUAUCUGAUUGGACUAGGAGAUUCGUUUUUGGAAGAGAUUCAAGCCGUAUUUGAGACAAAAAAUGGCGUCUUCUAUAAACUAUCCCUAAGUCACUGGUUUUCCCACAACUCAAUCGCAGCAUUUCCACCUACCGCGCAUAAAUAUAUAUGAUUUCCUUUUUUCCCUUUCAAAUUUGUGUCUAUGUACUCUCCUUUGGUAUGUAAAAUUGAUACACUGUUACCAUUUACUAGUUUACCAGGUGUAAAAUAGCAUGGAGAGCAACAGAGUUCUUGGUAACCUGGUGCUGUAUAUGGCUGACAAGUAUUCUUUCUUGUAUGGAAAGUCUUCCGUUGAUUUACACGACCGUGGAAAAAUGCUCAUGCUCCCGCAAAGUUGUUCCAAACUUUACAAGGCUUCGACUUGUAUUUUCUUGAA
Molecule: messenger RNA, 2305 nt
Organism: Populus euphratica (Euphrates poplar)
Lineage: Eukaryota; Viridiplantae; Streptophyta; Magnoliopsida; Malpighiales; Salicaceae
Gene: NDB1
Product: NAD(P)H dehydrogenase B1
Exons: 10
Coding region: 202-1944 (580 amino acids)
Cellular component (GO): mitochondrion
Molecular function (GO): NADH dehydrogenase activity; calcium ion binding
Source: RefSeq, a predicted model, not a curated record